Messenger RNA from Gloeophyllum trabeum ATCC 11539, 750 nucleotides. RefSeq names its product kinase-like protein. Lineage: Eukaryota; Fungi; Basidiomycota; Agaricomycetes; Gloeophyllales; Gloeophyllaceae. The record is from RefSeq and is a predicted model, not a curated record. Gene Ontology annotation, biological process: protein phosphorylation. The transcript has 3 exons. Gene Ontology annotation, molecular function: protein kinase activity; ATP binding. The annotation marks the transcript as partial.
GACCACCCCACCCAGUCAUUUCGCCGAGAAAUGGUUGUUUGGAAACAACUUCGCCAUCCCAAUGUCGCACCAUUGCUUGGUAUAUGCGAGUGGGAAAUACCGGCCGAACAGCCCAACAUUCCGAUGCAAUGUCUAGUUUCCCCCUGGGCCCAGAACGGGAAUCUCAUGGAAUACUUGAAAUCACAUCAGCCUGACUUGCCACCCAUAGUACGUGAACACAUGCAAUGCGGAUCGGGAACUCAACGGAAUGUUUCGCAGCUCAUGCAAAUUGCCGACGCACUGUGCUACCUGCACGCACACAAACCGCCUAUGGUCCACGCGGAUCUCCAUCCUCGAAACAUUCUGAUCGACCAUAAACACGAACCACGCCUGACUGACUUCGGCUUAAGCACGUUUGCGGGGUCCCAUACCACAACAGGAACACAGACCACUCACGGGAACGAGCAGUACUGGGCUCCUGAAUUCAUAUUACGUGAGCCUGGGGAAUGGACUCCGACACCAGAGUCCGACAUGUAUGCCUUCGCAUGCCUCGGUCUCCAGAUGUACACUCGGGAAAUGCCCUGGCAAAAUUUUACGAGUCUUCAAAUCCAGCUGAACGUGACGAAUGGACAACGACCGAGCCGUCCCUCGACCGGAAGUAUGUCGGAUGAUGUUUGGGAUGUUAUUCAGGCUUGCUGGGCGCAGGAGGCAAAAAAGAGGAUGAAAAGUAUACAUGCAUGGACGAAACUGAUAGAGUACUGCAGUCGCUAA